AUGCAGAGGCGAUGGUUUCUGGGGAAGCGUGCGAUUGCUGCGCUGCUCUUCUGCUUCGUUCUGCUCCUGUAUCGUCAGGCCUGCAGGUCUCAAAGCCAAACCAGACGUCCAGCAGGGGAAGAUGCAUUCGAGGCUUUACUGCAGCAGCAUGAGCGGCGCUAUCUCCAGCACAGCAGGAACCUCACCAGACUGAUCUCACAGCUGAAAGCAGAGCUGCAGAGAUCCGCUGUGGAGCUCGAGGAACAGAACCAGUCAGAGCUGGAGGAGUUCCUGCGGAAGCAGCUCCGACGGGCCGAGAUCUUCACCGGAGAACGGCUGCCCGAUGAGUUUGCGGUGCUGCCGUUUGAGACCUUCACCCUCCGCCAGGUCUAUCAGCUGGAAAGCGGACUGGCGAGACUCCCGGUGGAAAGUCUGAUGGGUCAGGACCGCAGGAACGAGCUGAACGGAGCGCUAGAAGCAGCGCUGCAUCUGCUGAACGAACCUCAGCUCAGAGACUCACAGCAGCGCAGGGUUUACUCUCCUCAACAUUUCUAUGAAGGAAUCUUUCGCACAGAGAGGGACAAAGGAACAUUAUACGAUCUCACGUUCAGAGAAAACAGCGUUCCAGACUUCAGGAGGCUGGUGUUCUUCCGUCCUUUCGCACCGCUGAUGAAGGUGAAGGAGGAACUGAUGGAUGCAUCUCAGAUCCUCAUCAAUAUAAUCGUACCUCUGGCCGACACAGUGGAUGCAUUCAGACAAUUCAUGCAACAUUUCAGUGAUGCUUGCAUUCGUCAGGAUGGACGGACGCAUCUCACCGUGGUGCUUUUUGGGUCAGAAAAGAUGCAUGAAGUGAAAGGAAUUCUGGAUGGAAUGUCAAGGAGAAUGAAAUACAGGAACGUGACUCUGAUCCGUCUGAACGAAGCCUUCUCCAGACGACGAGGCCUGGAUCUCGGCGCUCGAGCCUGGAAGCGAAGCAACGUCCUCCUGUUUCUCUGUGAUGUGAACAUUCGGUUUAGUGCAGAGUUCCUGAACUCCUGCCGUAUGAACACAGAACCAGGUCAAAAGGUGUUUUAUCCAGUGAUGUUCAGCCUGUAUAAUCCUGAGGUCAUCUAUGGUCAGCAUAUUCCUUCUGCUGAAGAUCAGCUGGUGAUCAGGAAAGAUUUUGGCUUCUGGAAGGAUUUUGACUUUGGGACGACGUGCCAGUACCGAUCAGACUUCAUCAACACAGGUGGAUUUGAUGUGUCUGUGAAAGGCGGAGCUACAGAAGAUGUUCAUCUCUACAGGAAGUUCCUCCACAGCAGUCUGAUGGUGGUUCGCGCUCCGUCACGCGGCCUGUUUCACGUGUGGCAUCCGACCGUCUGUCACGCGCAUUUAUCCAGCGAGACAUUUAAACUGUGCUUGCAGGAUAAAGCGCUGAACCAGGCGUCUCACAGUCAGCUGGGACAAAUCAUCUUCCACCAGCAGAUCAACAAUCAUCUGCACAAAUACAAACACAAUAUCAAGUCAUGA
Messenger RNA from Sinocyclocheilus grahami, 1488 nucleotides. It is a transcript of the gene csgalnact1b, whose product is annotated as chondroitin sulfate N-acetylgalactosaminyltransferase 1b. The transcript is spliced from 7 exons. The record is from RefSeq and is a predicted model, not a curated record. Gene Ontology annotation, molecular function: glucuronosyl-N-acetylgalactosaminyl-proteoglycan 4-beta-N-acetylgalactosaminyltransferase activity. Gene Ontology annotation, cellular component: Golgi cisterna membrane. Bases 1 to 1488 code for a protein of 495 amino acids. NCBI's taxonomy places the organism in Eukaryota, Metazoa, Chordata, Actinopteri, Cypriniformes, Cyprinidae.